AAGAAAAGACCUGGUGAAGUUUUAACGUGACAAACAAUCGCAAGCUUGCAGCAGACUCCACUGCCCUUUUCGGUAAAGUUUCAUUCAUUCCUUCUACCUGUUUUGUUUACUAUGUGUUUUUUGGUGUGUCUAUUAUGUUAAAAUGACUAUCUGCUCUGUUCACUUCAGCCACAAUCAUGCUUCUUGCCCAGGCUGUAUGCGUGUGUCUGCUCCUACUGGCUGAGCUCCCGGCCUCCCUGCAUAGGUGCGUGUUUGAUGAGGUCCAGGCUCGGGUCCGAGUUAUCCGAGCCGUACCGAGCCCCCCAAACGGCCCGCAUGGCCACACCAGAACCCUGCAAACUGCAACAGCACAGGCAGUCCCGCCUGCUUUUACCUCACCGCAGCCAAUCAGGAUUCAGAGCUGGCUUUCCAGGGACAGCGAGCAGCUAUCAGAGCCUGAGAAAGACCAAAUGAUGGCGACAGUCAAGGAGGCUGUGAAGAUUGUGUCUUCUUUGUUGUCAGUGCAGCGAACAUCCAGUCCAUUGCUGCUUAGGAGGGACAUCAACAAAUACUGCAAGUUUCUGUGGAAGAAUUCAAGCACCAUUAACUACAACAAGUGUGGCAGGGCCAACAGCAAUUACAGGACCGAGACGUGUCUGGAUGUGAUGAUCCCAGAUGAGCACCUAGCAGGAUGUGAAGUACUCCCAGAGCCUGAUUCCACUCGCCGUAUCAUUCUCAGACCACACGGUACUGGACUACCCCAUGUGGACUUCCUGCUUUACCUCCACGUCCAAGCCGCUGACAAGUGUAGAGCGGAGCCUAGCCUGUUGGCCUACGCUGCCCACUGCCAGAUGGACACUGAAGGGCGACCUUUGGCUGGCGUGGUGGUCAUCUGCAGGGAUAGGCUGACCAGGCUGACUGUGCCGGUGCAAAAAGCUCACAAAAGUGUUCCCUGUACUGUUCUCCAUGAGCUGUUUCAUGCCUUAGGCUUCUCCAAGGAUCUCUUCCACGCAUGGACAGACUGUUCCUUCCAGCAAGUGACUCACAGUGAUGGAUCGGGCCAGAUUAGGAUCUACACCCCUUCUGUUAUCUUAGCCCUGCAGAAGCACCUGGCAGCUGUUGAUCCCGAACUGGGGGGUCCACUUGAGAACUUAGAUGUACCUCUAGGCGCCGUAUCCUCUCACUGGGAGGCCCGAGUACUGCAGGGGUCCAUCAUGUUGGCGGUGCUGGACCCUUCCAGUGCAGUGCACAUUGACCCAGUCACCUUGGCUGCUUUUCAGGACACCGGCUGGUACACGGUCAACAUGAGCAAGGCCCAGAGUCUGGUUUGGGGGAAGGGUGAAGGUGCCAUGUUUGGUUACACAUCAACCUGUCAUGACAACAGCUCAUCCUUCUUCUGCACUGGCAGUGGACUUGGCUGCCAUUAUUUGCAUCUCCACAAAGGGAAGUGCCAGACUGAUCCUCUCAUGGACGGAUGUCGCAUCUACAAAGCUCUCAGGAAUGGAAGUGAAUGCUGGAUCAAAGAAAACGAGAGGAAGUCACCUGAAGAGAUCUUUGGCUUGGAUAGUCGCUGUUUCUUCUCAAGCUUGACCUCACUUAACCAGAGUCAGCUCCUUGUGACGGGACGCUGUUACAGACACAGGUGCACCGGUGUAAACGGCUACCAGAUCAAGGUUCUGGACACGGAUUGGCUAGACUGUCCAGCAGGCAGCAGCAUUCAGAUAAGGGGCUACCAGGGUUCGGUUUUCUGCCCUGACAAGAGGUUGUGUCUGUAUUCCGAUGUUGCUCCACCCAAUCAGCCUGAGAACAUUUCAGUUUUCAUCACAAGGGGUCAGAACAGUGAUCUGGAUCAGGAUGCUGCCUGGUCAGCCCACAGACCCGUUGCAGUGGCAAUACUCUGCUGCCUCACAGCUGCAGUGUCUCUACUGGUGGUCCUCAGGGUGGCAUACAGAUGUUCCUCCCGCUGUGCAGUCAGGAUCCAUGCAGCCUCAGGUGAUGUUUAG
Messenger RNA from Doryrhamphus excisus (bluestripe pipefish), 1982 nucleotides. It is a transcript of the gene cirop, whose product is annotated as ciliated left-right organizer metallopeptidase. Gene Ontology annotation, biological process: proteolysis; cell adhesion. Gene Ontology annotation, molecular function: metalloendopeptidase activity. NCBI's taxonomy places the organism in Eukaryota, Metazoa, Chordata, Actinopteri, Syngnathiformes, Syngnathidae. The record is from RefSeq and is a predicted model, not a curated record. Gene Ontology annotation, cellular component: cytoplasm; membrane.